AUGUUAGUGAUUACGGAUAAAUACUUAAAGUUUCGACAUGUAGAAUUUCUGAGACAUACAGACAAGCCUGUGGAUAUAACCAAGCGGUUUCUUGUUCGGACCAACAAAGAUAAUAUAAAUGUAAAAGAACUGGUCACAGAUGGUGGUCGUGAUUUUGACAAUGAAAAAUUGGUGAAACUGACUGAUGAUGGUGACAUUAAACUGCGAAUCACUAUGCCAUAUACACCAGAACAAAACAGAUUGGUUGAAAGAGAGAAUCGUACAAUAAUGAAUGCAGUUCGCACUAUGAUCAAGGAUUCAGAACUACCACAGUUCCUAAGCAGUAUCUACAGCUGUCUACGUUCUCAAUCGAACCGGACCAACAUUCUGAAGUUGGAAGAGCCUAAAACAUAUGACGAAGCAACGAAGUCUCCUGAAUACGCCGACUGGAAACGAGCCAUGGACGAAGAAAUGGCUUCGCAUGCCAAACAUGGAACAUGGCAACUUGUUGAGCCACCUAACGGACGUAAAAUCCUCGACAAUCGCUGGGUUUACAGAGUGAAGACAAAUCCCGAUGGCUCAAUCGAGAGAUUCAAGGCCCGUUUAGUAGCAAAAGGGUACAUCCCAGACGGUGAAUAUCGACUACGAAGACACAUUUAG
Messenger RNA from Stegodyphus dumicola, 639 nucleotides. RefSeq lists its product as uncharacterized. NCBI's taxonomy places the organism in Eukaryota, Metazoa, Arthropoda, Arachnida, Araneae, Eresidae. The record is from RefSeq and is a predicted model, not a curated record.